Messenger RNA from Drosophila montana, 1935 nucleotides. RefSeq lists its product as uncharacterized. The coding region runs from base 496 to 606 and encodes 36 amino acids. The transcript has 2 exons. NCBI's taxonomy places the organism in Eukaryota, Metazoa, Arthropoda, Insecta, Diptera, Drosophilidae. The record is from RefSeq and is a predicted model, not a curated record.
GCCAGGCACGCAAGUCGCUUCAGUCAGCGCUUCAGCAGCAGCAGCAGCAUUAACAGCAGCAGUUAAAGUCACCGUUCAAGUCGUGUCGUGUGACAAGCUUUAUCAGCAGCUUACCCGUUACUUUUGGCUCGUGUUUCGCAAGCGUCGCUUCGAAACGGCGAAUAUUGUUUAAAGUCGCGCAUCGCCAUUUUUUAAACGCUUUUGUGCUUUUUAUGUUGCAUAUUUAAAUUUACAUUUCUUGCGCAUUUUCUUUUCUGUGCUCUAUACGCGUUCUUUUUUUGGCAACUAUUUCCCGCGCGUUAACGACGAUAAGAUUGAGAACAAGAGCUUCAAAAGUACAAUAAAUUAAUACAGGACAUUGUGUACACAAAGGUUUCGCGUCUACAAAGCGUAAAUAUAUAUAAAAUCAAUUAACUGCGAGUAAAGGCAACACUUGAAUCCAGCUCAACACAACAAGCUUUUGUUGAGGCAGACGUUUGCCAUUUAGACGCCCGAAUGAGUAACAGCGCGAUGGUGGCCGUGGCCAUUUGCUGCAUCUUGGUGCUGCUGGCGGUAUUCAUUGUGAUCAUAAUAGUGGUUGGGCAGCAGUUCGAGGAGCCCAAGUGAGACAUGCUCCAGCUGGGACCUGGCAACUUCCCAGAUGGAUAACAGAGAGCUCCAAAUUGUUAGUUGCGGUCAACACAAUUGCCGGGGCAGAUACCAGCGCCAACCACAACAACAAUACCAAGAACAACAGGAUGAAGAUGAAGUUGAAUCAGUUUACCGCCGUCGCCGAUCGAUGUCACUAUUAUCACACGAAUCACACCUAGAAUCCAAUGUCACUCAACAUAAGCAGAGUGGGCAAGAUCUCGAUACAGAAAGAGAAAGAGAGAGAGAGAGAGAGCGACAGCGUUAUUUAAUGAAAGAGAAGGCAUCCCAUCGUCAGUACCGAUUGGCUGUGAUGUGAAAUUAUUAGAAAUAUGUGGAAUACAAAUUUAAAACAAAAUUUUGAUCAUUCCUCAUGCCGAAACACAUCUAUAAGUAGCUGUUAACCUUGUGUGUCUGUUAAAUGUUAUUAUGAACAAGCAAGAAUAUAAACCCUAUAUACCCAUAUACAUUAUAUAUAUAUAUAUAUAGAUAUAUAUAUACUAAUGUGUAACCCAACCGUCGUAACAUCGCGAUUUUAUACAAGUGUUGUUAGCAAAUUUUUAUUGAUGUUUUAUUGAUGUUGCAUACAACUUAUAUACACAUAGACACACGCACACACACACACACGCACACACACAAGCAAAAUAAGCAACUAAGCGAAAUAAAUUUACAUCAACAUUAACGUCUCAAUUGACAACAAAGCCAAAGUCCAAGCACGCAACAUAAGGCCAGGCUGUUUAAAACGGCAGCGCGGUUUAAAACGCGUGCGAUUUCGACGCCCCACAGACGAAGACGCUGGAAAAUACGCUAGCAGAAAAAGGAACGGAUAUUGCAAACAAAAAGAGCUCAAGAAGUCGGCUAAGGCCUGACGUUGCUCUCGGAAGCUCGGAAUAAAAGAAGAUUGACAUAUUUUUGUGAAACGAAUAUGGGUAUCUAAGCAUCGCACUUGUUAAAAGCUGCAAAAAGAUACGGAAUAAGGAAUGCAGAUCAGAAAUCAAGCUGUUGGCCUAGUUCUAGUAAAUGAUAUGCAUUUUAUAUAUCAAAUAACUUUUGGAUAAGUUUUAUGUGUGUGUUAAAACUCAAAUAUAUAUAUAUAAAUUUACAUGUGUGUAUGCAUUAUAAUAUAAAUACAGAAUACAUAUGGUUACAUGUACGUAAUUACUUAGCUUUCUAUGUGUACUACAAAGUUAUGAAACAAAGAGUUACAAACCAAUGAGAUUAUGUCUAUAACCGAUUCAAUACGAUAAUUCAAGUCAAAUAACAUUAAACAAUGAAAAGUUGAUUUAAUAAAUUCAAAUUAAAUACAUU